CACAAAGAACAGAGCUUACUUGGUCAUCAAUGUCAGACUUGACUUUGGGACUCAUCGAUUUACAAUCCCAAAAAAUAAGUUUUCUCAAGUCCCUCGUCGCGACUGUGUCAUCUACAGUGCUCGCUCGCAAAGAGUCAUGAUUUGACCGUGAGGUACUACAACAAUGAACAGGAAGCAAAGACGAGCCAAAGGCUCCUCUGAGCCAUCGAUCCAGAAUGCCAGCCACAUUCCGUUGAGCAGACCAGUCAAGGACGACUCGAGGAAAACGAAAACACUCCUCGAACUUGCGGCGGAAAGGGAGGCACAAUUGAACCCCGGCGCCAGGAAAUUCAAUCCUGGGAGCAAUCCCGAGAACAUUGUUGAAGUCAAGAUCGGCCAAGAUGGCAAGGUCAUCCCAAACGAGGCUCUGGCCGAUACCAGAUCGGCAACUCCUUGGCUAGAUGCCAUACUCUUGGUGAUCAGUCUGGCCGCGAUACAUUUCACCCUCGAGAUCUUGACCGUUCACCAGUAUGCUCAAGAGCUUCGAUAUAUGCCAAUUGUCUUGCGGACAUUAUUUGUUGCGUUCCCCACCUUGUUUGCGUUGGUGACUUUGUUUCACGGACUUCUACUACCUAUCACUUCGGACAGCUUCUCCAGAUCAGUGCAACGGUGGAUUUUGGCACUCCGACAGCUGUCCUACCUGGUCAUGGCUAACGUUGCUGGAUGUUACCUGAUUCAUGUAACGAACGACCGUGGGUACUAUGCAGUGAUGAAAACAGCUCCAGCCGUUGGGACGAUCUGGGUAUGGGCAGUCCUCGAACUUGGUCUGCUUGGGGCCCUGGGAGGAGUAGUCGGCCCUGGUCUGUAUGCUUGGUGGAAUGGAUACGGCAUAAUUUGACCGGAGGACCAGGUCUCAACAGAGAAGGACUCAGCAUGAAGGGUUGCUACAUGGUCCGAACAAAGAGUACCCGGAUCGGAGAAGGCUCGGAGAAGAAUGAACAUGUCCGCUCCGUGCACGGAGAAUCAUGUCAGCGGUACGAGGCCAGAGCCUACAAGCUUUUCAAUAGAAGCUUGGCAUGUCCGACACGGCGUUUUGCCUUUCCUCGUUUGUUACAGCCAUCAGGCACCAUACGCCGAUGUCGGUAAUCAACAGCGAUAAAUGAGAGACUUUUGUUUCUCGGGUACCGGAUCUCACCAAUUUGUCCUACGAGUAUGUGCUUGACAACAUGUUCGGGAGUUGUAGGCAAAUGGUUUACUCCUAUUGUUGAGUGCCGUUGUCCUCAAAACCGGACAAGUCCGUUGCCGUUAAAGUAUGGAUGGCUCACGCAUAUGGGUAGUAUUCUAGAGUGCGCAGUGGCGCAAAAGUGGUACGAUGGCAAUUCAACAAGG
Exophiala mesophila is the source of this 1368-nucleotide messenger RNA. RefSeq lists its product as uncharacterized. The record is from RefSeq and is a predicted model, not a curated record. Lineage: Eukaryota; Fungi; Ascomycota; Eurotiomycetes; Chaetothyriales; Herpotrichiellaceae. The transcript has a single exon. The coding region runs from base 164 to 877 and encodes 237 amino acids.